AUGACCAUCCAUGGUGAGAGUAUGUUUAUUUUUGACUUCAAUUCUACUGAGGAUAGAACUAGAGCUUUAGAAAUGGGCUCUAUGUUUAUCUCUAAUAGAUUAUUCAUUGUUAAACAUUGGUCUAGAGUAGUUGAAAAGGAAAUUGCUGAGUUGAAAUCCAUUCCUGUUUGGAUGAACUUUAGAAAUGUUCCUUUAUUUAUGUGGAAUAAUAAGGGUUUAAGUAUGAUUGCUAGCUAUCAUGGGAAUCCUCUAAUGAUGGAUACUCAGACUCUUAACAAAACAAGAAUGAGUUAUGCCAGAAUUUGUGUUGAAGUUGAUGUAAACUGUGAGUUUCUAGACUCCUUCACCUUUACUUUGGGUGGAAAGGAUACAAUUGAAAUCAAGACGAACUAUUCUUGGAAACCACCUAAAUGCAAAGAGUGUGCAGUUUUUGGUCAUGUUACUACAAAUUGUCCUAAGAAUGUUAAGCCAGUUCAAAACGUUGUUCAAAAGUGGGUUCAGAAGCAUACAGUAAAUACCGCCAUUGAAGAUGGUUGGACUUUAAAAUCAAGGCUUGGGGCUAAGACAAAUAAGCAAAUAGCUAGUGGUCAAAGUAAUGUGGUUCCACAAGAAGCUUCCGAAGCUAGCAAUGUGCACUCUCAAGAAGUAAGUGAAGCUGUAGCUAUGGAAUCUGAUCAAGAGCACACUCAUGUUUUACAGGAGAAUAAAGAGAAUUUUCAAGAAGUUUUACAUGUAACUCAGCAGAAGAAUUGUGCUCCUGAAUCUUCUAACUCUGGGUAUAUAUCUCACUUUGAUAAGAUAUGCAUCCUUUCUCCACCAACUAUAAACCUCUUUCCCAAGAUUGCAGAUUUGAAGAAAUCUGCUAGAGGUACUAUUUCUCUCCCUUUAAAUCUUAAAUGA
Molecule: messenger RNA, 900 nt
Organism: Papaver somniferum (opium poppy)
Lineage: Eukaryota; Viridiplantae; Streptophyta; Magnoliopsida; Ranunculales; Papaveraceae
Exons: 2
Coding region: 1-900 (299 amino acids)
Molecular function (GO): nucleic acid binding; zinc ion binding
Source: RefSeq, a predicted model, not a curated record